AUGACAGUGUUGUUGUGUCUUUCCUUGCUCGGCAUCCACCGUGCUCCUGUUCUUUCUGGAAAGAGUGGAACUGGCUUUACAGGCAUCGAGCAAACCCAAGCUUUUGACGACAUAGAUAGGAAGAAAUUCUGUCCAAUUCUACUCAUUAAUUAUGUCCUGAUUUUGUCAGUUCAAACUUUUCCCAAACUGUUCCCAGACAAAAUGCCUGAGUCAAACGUCAGCCACCUGUUGACGGUCCCUGCUGCUGGCAAGUUGGAUCAUUACACGGACAACUACGACGUGGACUAUGGCACUCCCCCCGACGAAAUCCCAGAUACCACACAGGGCCUGGCUUUCUUCGUCGCCACCAUCAUCAUUGGGGUGGUCCUCGUCUGCAUCAUGCUGGUGUGCGGCUUGGGAAACUUCAUCUUCAUUGCCAUGUUGAUGCGCUACAAGAAGCUGCGCAACCUCACCAACCUGCUCAUCGCCAACUUGGCCAUCUCGGACUUCCUGGUGGCGGUGGUGUGCUGUCCCUUUCUGGUAGACUACUAUGUGGUCAAACAGCUGUCGUGGGAUCAUGGGUUGGUGCUGUGUGCGUCGGUCAACUAUCUCCGCACCGUAUCGCUCUACGUGUCCACAAACGCCUUGCUCGCUAUUGCGGUGGACAGGUACACGGCCAUUGUACAUCCUUUGAAGCCUCGAAUGAAGUACGAAACAGCCUACUGCCUGAUCACCGGAGUCUGGAUUAUUCCCAUUCUCAUCUCAAUUCCCUCGGCUUACUUUGCCUCAGAGACUAUGUACCCUCACGGAGGCACCACGUCAACUACUCACAAAGUCUUCUGCGCUCAGAUCUGGCCCGUUGACCAACAGGCCUACUACCGCUCCUACUUUUUGUUAGUAUUCGUCGUGGAGUUCGUCGGACCCGUGAUCGUCAUGGCGAUGUGUUAUACGCAAAUUUCUCGCGAGCUCUGGUUCAAGAAUGUGCCUGGUUUCCAGACAGAGCAGAUAAGGAAGCGGCUGCGCUGCCGCCGUAAAACCGUGGUGGUCCUCAUCGGAAUCUUAAUGGCAUACAUCCUGUGCUGGGCUCCUUACUACGGCUUCACGAUCCUUCGGGACUUCCACCCGACGCUAAUCUCCCGGCAGAAGAAUUCCCUGGUGGUCUUCUACAUCAUCGAAUGCCUUGCAAUGAGUAACAGCAUGAUCAAUACCUUCUGCUUUGUCAGUGUCAAGAACAACACUGUCAAGUAUCUGAAGAAGAUUGUGCUGGUGCGAUGGAGGUCAACAUACGCCCCCAGUAGGACUGUGGAUGAAAUGGAUUUAAGGACCUCAUCCUUGCCUAUCACAGAGGAGAUUGAAUGCAUUCAUCUGAGGUAAACACGGUCACUCAAAUCGGGAUUGCUAAUGUGUCGAAUGGACUUUGAAUCAAUGAGGAGCCCUAAUUAUGUUUCACAGGUUUUACUGUAAAAGCACAAGAGAGGAUAAAUGCUGCACAUAGGUUAUGAAGAAAACGAGUAGGCUAAAGGAAAACCAAAGAAUUUAUUGGGAAAUCCUGCGAACACUUGGGCAUAUGUGAUCAUCAGCAUCACUGUUCUUGCUAAAAUUCCCUGGAGACGUUCUCUGAAAAAUGCUCAAUUCUGCCACAACAAAUUCCACAAAUAUGACCAAAAAACUGCUCUUAAAAUGUUUUUUCCCCCCUCAAUAUUAGCAUAAGUAGCAUUACGUUUUUCACCCCUGUAAUGUACAAAAUGUUGGUUUUCCUGCUAAAUUCUUCUUAUUGUAUAAUAUAAUACUACCUACCUAUAGUAUAUGAAGAGCAUCUUAAAUGUUUGUUUGUUGUUUAUGAAUUUCAAAGACCUAUACAGUGCGGCAGUGUCUCCCAACCAUUAUUAAGCCACCAAAAAAAUGUGACAAAAGUACAUACAGUAUAUUGAAAUAAUGAUGAUCUCGUCACAGUUUAAAUUUUACUUUACUCCGAAGUCUGGGCCUGUAUAGAAAAACUAUUAUUGUUUUGUAUGAGUGGUAACAGGCGGAUACACACGUGAAUUGCACCUUGUGCCUUCUAGUGGAAGAGCAUUUAUUUUUUCCCACCUGCCACUAUACUUACUGUAUGUUGCUGACAUAUUAUAUAGAUGAACAAAGUUAUAUUAUUUGUAGUAAAUAAUCAGGCAGAUCUGAUGAUCUGUCACAGCACCCUAAUGUGCUGCGGCACAGUGGUUGGGAACCAUUCAAUAAUUAUUUGUAAAUGUAAAAAAAAUAAAUUCAAAAAAUGAAGACACAUGGUUCAAAGUGUUUUUGGCGGUUCUGUUGACUUGAUUUCACAGUCAAAGUAAUCCCUAUUCAGGCUGUGAGAAUAAUAUUGAUGUCGUUGUGCCAUAUACAGUCUUAACUGUAAACUGCGCAUUGUGAAAUGAAGCUGUAUUACAUGGAUGACUUGCAUAUAAGAGAUAAUCCGCACAGUAUUGCUUCUUAAUAGAGGUUCAGUAUGUGAUGUUCUCUGAAUUGUCAUGUUGCAAAGUCCUACCCUUAUAGUAUGAUUAUUGCGCAGUACCAUUUUGUGAAGUGUUUGCUGUUAAAUUGGUUUUCUAUAACGCUUGUGACAGUAAAGACUAUGUUGCCGUUGUUGCUUACCCUUUAGAUGACAUUAAACACAACAUUUCAUUGUGUUCACAUGACUCCAAUAAACAAUGGGAAAGAGCAGCAUGUUCCUACUGGGAUUGUAAAUCUAUUUUAAUUUGAAAUGUAUUUGUGUUCCCUUGUUUUGAAUCUGGAACAGAGAGCUCUCUUUGUCACUCUGGCAAACACAUACAGCCAUAUUAAUUGAACUGAAAAAAAAGAAGUACGCUGUCAGUAAUAAUAGUACACUUGGAUAUCAGUGCCGUCCCACAAUCUUUGCGAACCACUGCUCCCCAGACUCUCCAAGCCUCCCAUUUCAAGCCACUGUACUCCAACUUAUAAUUGAAUAGAAAUGUAUAUUUUUUAAUAAUAUGAAAAUGUAAACCACAGUGUUAGAUAUCCUCAAAUGUUGACAUUCAUUGUAACACACACCGUACUGCAAAUAAAAGCCAGCUUAGUUAUUGGUUAGCAAAAUAAGGCACCUUUUUCUUUAGACAAACUGACCAAUGAAAACUUGUUAGAAAAAGAAACAAAGCACUGAGCUCAUAAAAUAUUUGACAAACUAAACAUACAUUAGCAUGGUCUAGCGGCCACACAGUAGCUGCUAACUUGUGCAAAACAGUCCCUUUGUAACACAGGAGUAAUAAUUCCAACUGGAUAUCAGCAUCUAGCUCCAAUUGUAAUAUAAAUAAAGGCCUUGUCUCAAAUAGAUGCCACCUUCAAAUAAAAAUUGUUGAGUGUUGAUAUAACAAAGCUUAUAAACUUCACUUCCACCUGAGGACUGCAUUGCCUUCCACAGGAUGGAAUCUCCAUUUAGCUUUGCUGCACCGCUGACCAUUGUUACCAAGUGACCCACUGCUAUUUCCAAGACCCCUUACCUUAGCGUCAGUGAGGAAGGACAACAGGUUGCCAGGUUUAACUGUGAGAAAAAAAUUAUAGUACAUACUGUAUUUAUUGUGUUGGUCAAAUUCAUAAUUCAUUUUGUGUGGCCUUUUCAAUAUUGUUCAUGUUGAGUGUUAUCCAAUAUGACAUUGGUUUUCUUGCCUGCUGGCUGCUUGUGCAUUUAUUUGUCAUUCAUUUAGAUAUACUGCUGCCCCAGAUUUUUAAUGAGGUCAAUUUAAGCAAAGUACAACAUAUGUACUGCUGUAAACAUGACAAAAGCAAUAGCAAUGUGCCUUUAGAAAUUUUCCGCAUUUAAACACAGCAGGAAAACAUGCAUGUAUACUUGACCGUCUCCAUUUUAUGAAUAAAACAGCAUGUUAAACACAUUUUCUAGAAUGAGUUGGAAAACAACAUUAAGUGUGUAGAAGGUAUACAUAAUGAUGCAUCAUUGUAUUUGCCUAUUCAUGACUUUGUUUAUGAAAAUAGUCCUGGUCAGACUUCCAGCUGACUGUAGUAGUAGUGUAAUGUAACUGAGACAGUAUUUUUUUAAAUUCUGAAUAAUUUUCC
This is a messenger RNA of Phyllopteryx taeniolatus (common seadragon), 4041 nucleotides long. RefSeq names its product prokineticin receptor 1b (gene prokr1b). NCBI's taxonomy places the organism in Eukaryota, Metazoa, Chordata, Actinopteri, Syngnathiformes, Syngnathidae. The record is from RefSeq and is a predicted model, not a curated record. The transcript is spliced from 3 exons. The coding region runs from base 1 to 1353 and encodes 450 amino acids. Gene Ontology annotation, molecular function: neuropeptide Y receptor activity. Gene Ontology annotation, cellular component: membrane. Gene Ontology annotation, biological process: neuropeptide signaling pathway.